Messenger RNA from Schistosoma turkestanicum, 1849 nucleotides. NCBI's taxonomy places the organism in Eukaryota, Metazoa, Platyhelminthes, Trematoda, Strigeidida, Schistosomatidae. The record is from the annotation of a GenBank genome assembly.
GAAAAGAGCGCACAAUUUGCUGUGUGCGUUGCGUAAUCACUUUCAAUCAUACUUACCAUGCGGUAUUAUUUUGUGAAAAUUUCAAUUGAAACUUUUUGGCUUUAAAGCAUAUAAAACUGACAUGUGUUUAUAUUAAUGUUAUGUGGAAUGUUGAAUAGAUGACUGCCUUCUCGGAUAUAGAAUAAUAAGUUCAAGUGAUCGCCGCAUGUCACGAUUCGUAUGUAUACUCUGAAGUGUAUUCUACUGACAAAAUCAUCAAAUCACAGAUACUUAAUAAAAAAUCACAGCGCAUGUUCGAAACACGAAUAUUAGUUAUAGAUCACCGUAAUAUCAGUUGGUAAUAUCUUUACAUUAAUGGCAUAUCAUUUACCGUAAUUAUCUUAGCUUUGGACCGUUUUUUACUGAUGAACGUAGUCAAAAAAUAUCCUUGACAAUCUCAGUCUGGUCAUUAAUUGUGGGGACCACAAAAUCUUGCUUGUAUGCUAUCACAAAAAGUUGUUGAUCUCUCAAUAUGGAAUCUGUCGAUGUUCACUGUUCUGCCUUGUGCAUAGCCAAAAAUCGGCACCUGUCACUUGCUACAUCUACAAAUGUUUCAAAUCCGUUUCGUUUUGUAGUUAUUGCUGACCCACAACUUGGUUUACUUGAACAGUAUGUGGAAAAACGUCCACGACCCCACCACUGGGAUAGAGAAGUAAAGCUUGUAAGUAGGGCAGUAAAUAUUAUAAAUCGUCUCUGUCCAAAGCCAGCAUUUGUUGUUAUUUGUGGGGAUCUUGUUAACGAUCAACCCGGUGGUCCUGAUAGAUGUAAACAAACAUCUGAUUUGCUGAAUGUGCUGUCUCAUCUCAACAGUGAUAUUCCUCUUAUUGUGCUUCCAGGGAACCAUGAUGUUGGAGAUUGUCCUGAUGCGAGUAGCGUACAAGACUAUACUAGUGUGUGGGGUGAUGAUUACUUUACUUUCAUAUUCAACCGCACAAGAUUCAUUGUACUUAAUACUCAAUACCUAAUGAACAAUUCAAAAUGCGCAUCUUCGGCCGAUGAAUUCCGUCAGUGGUUCAAUGACCAACUCUCUGCAAAAAAUGAAGAUUUUGACAUGUCAGUUGUAUUCCAGCAUGUUCCAUUUUUCUUAGAAGAUAUAAAUGAAUCAGAUCAUUAUUUCAAUGUACCAAAAGAUUAUCGUAAAGAAUUUGUCAAUCAACUUUAUCAACAUAAAAUUUAUUAUGCUUUCUCUGGCCACUUGCAUAAAAACAACAUAGCCAUUUUCAAUCCAUCAAUAAGAAUCGAUCAAAAUAACCAUAGCACCAACACCAACGCCAACAACAACAGCAGCACCAGUACUGAACAAUCAUUUUCAAUGAUCAGUUCAUCAUCUGUUUGUGUUCAAUUAGGUAAUGAUCAACCAGGAAUUCGUCUUGUUCAAAUCAAUCACAAUAAUAAUAAUGAUAUUCCUGAUCAAAAAGAUUGUUUAAAACAUGCCUAUUGGACAUUGGAUGAAUUGGAGGAAAUUUUAAAUUCGAAUAAACAACCUCAAAUGUAAUAGUACUUAGACAUUAGAUGAUUAUUGCACAACCUUUUUUUUCUUCCGCCCUAUCAAUGUGUAAUUUCAUGAUAUUUUGGUUUUUAUGUCAAAUGUUGAUAAUGUUGGGAGAAGUGCAUUUGUUUUUUAAAAAAAAAUAUAAAAAAUCAAAGGACUUUAAUAAAAAUUGUUUGUUGUUUCUUGAUUUUUCCCUCAUCUGUUAAUCAUAUGUGUUUAUGUUUGUGAUUUAAAUUUUCUAAGGUUUAUUUUCAUUUUAUUAUUGUGUUAUUUAACUUUUUUUCACUCAUGGUUCAUUAUUAUUAUUAUUAUUAUUAU